AUGAAACAAGAAGGGUCCAACACAACCACGGUGACUGAAUUUUUGCUUCUGGAACUCUCUGAUCAAUUUGAGCUGCAAAUGUUAUACUUUGUACUGUUCCUACUGAUUUAUCUGAUAGCCUUGACUGGCAACCUUCUCCUCAUCAUGAUUGUAGCUGUGGACCGCCAUCUUCACACACCCAUGUACCUUUUUCUGGCCAAUUUAUCCAUCCUUGAUAUCUUCUUCAUCUCAGUCACAAUCCCUAAAUCCAUCAAUGUCUCCUUGACCCAAAUCAGAUCUAUUUCCUUCUCUGGGUGCAUGAGCCAAAUCUUUUGGGGGGUCAACUUUGCUUCUGCAGAACUAGCUCUCCUUACUGUCAUGGCAUAUGACCGCUACAUUGCCAUCUGCUUCCCACUCCAAUAUCAUGUGAUAAUGAAUAAGAUGAAAUGUGCCGGCAUGAUAGCUGGUUGUUGGAUAAGCAGUACAAUCUAUGCAAUGCUGCAUGCAAUGAAUAUCAUUUUCUUGCCAUUUUGUGGUCCAAACAACGUAGAUCAGCUUUUUUGUGAUAUCCCCCAAAUACUAAAGCUUGCUUGUGCUGACACCUUUGGCAAUGAAACUGCAGUCUUUGCAUGUGGCAUUGUGUUUGGUUUGAUUUUCUGUUCUUCAAUCAUUGUAUCUUAUGCUCACAUAUUUUCUGCAGUGCAAAAAAUCCCUUCUUCCCAUAGCAGGUACAAAGUUUUUUCUACAUGUUUGCCUCACCUUAUUGUUUUUUCUUUAUUUCUGUUUACUGGGAUGUUUACACACAUGAAGAGAAGCUCAGGGUCAUCAAUCUCUAAGGAACUCCUGGCAGCUUUACUAUAUUCUGUAGUGUCACCAAUAGCCAACCCAGUCAUUUACAGUUUGAGAAACAAAGAGAUCAGGAAAGCACUUGAGAAAUUCAUGAAUAAAGUAAUCUUCAAUCAACACGUGCUGACAACAAAGUAA
Sceloporus undulatus (fence lizard) is the source of this 963-nucleotide messenger RNA. RefSeq names its product olfactory receptor 14I1-like. Lineage: Eukaryota; Metazoa; Chordata; Lepidosauria; Squamata; Phrynosomatidae. Gene Ontology annotation, cellular component: membrane. The record is from RefSeq and is a predicted model, not a curated record. The transcript has a single exon. Gene Ontology annotation, molecular function: olfactory receptor activity; G protein-coupled receptor activity. The coding region runs from base 1 to 963 and encodes 320 amino acids. Gene Ontology annotation, biological process: G protein-coupled receptor signaling pathway.